AUGGCAGUUAAACUACGGCACUGCAAUUUUCCAUCGCCAAGUUCGUCGAAUUCUUGGUUUUCCAAAGAACAACGCAAUGCAGACGCAAAGGCGUUGAACUUGAACUUGAACUUGCAUUGCCAGCUGGUAAAUAAUGGUAGAAGUUCCAAAACGAGAUGCUUCUUGCAUCGUGCUUUGUUUUGGAAUAGUGAAAAUGUUUUAGUAGGUUAUAGGAAAUAUUCUUUGAUAUCGUGUAGACCUAGAAGGAAGGUAAAGGAGCUGUUAUUUGCGGCUUCGGAUGAUGGUGUGACUGUUAAUGAGGAUUCUCGGGAUAGUGGAGGUAGUAAUGCUACUGACCUUGAAAAAAUAAAGGUGAAAUUGAAUAGGCCGAUGGUGAAUGAUGAGAAUUUCUGUGAGGGGCUUCUGCAGUCUCUGUAUGAUGCUGCUAGGAUUUUUGAGUUGGAAAUUAAGGAGCAGAACUCGCUCUCGAAAUUACCUUGGUUUUCGAUAAAUUGGUUUGGAGUAGAUAGAGUUGAGUGGGAGAAGACACUGUCAUAUCAGGCUGCGGUGUACUCCUUAUUGCAAGCUGCAAGUGAAUUAUCAUCCCAAAGUGAUGGGAGAGACAAAAAUGUCAAUGUGUUUGUCCAAAGGAGUUUACUCCGGCUUUCGGCUCCGCUGGAGAGUUUAAUUAGAGAAAAAUUAUCAGCCAAACAGCCCAAAGCAUAUGACUGGUUUUGGUCCAAGCAAGUUCCAGUUGUAGUCGCUUCCUUUAUUAAUAAGAUUGAAGGGUCUGGAAAAGAUAUAUGUGGGGGUUUAAGCAGUGCAAGUGAUGUAUCACUUCUUAUGCUUGCACUAACAAGCAUUGCUGUAAUCAUAAAAGUUGGCCCGGCAAAACUUUCAUGUUCACAAUUCUUUUCAAUGAGCACGGAGAUAACUGGUAGUUUGAUGGACUUGUUGGUUGAUUUAAUUCCGAUAAGCCAAGCCUAUAGUUCUGUCAGGGAUGCUGGUCUGUGCAGAGAAUUUCUUGUUCAUUUUGGUGCUCGAGCUGCAGCAUGUGGAGGUAAAAUUGAGCAAGGUUCACUAGAGGUUGUUUUCUGGGUAAAUAUUGCUCAAAGGCAGCUUCAAAAAGCUAUUAAUAAGGAAAGAAUAUGGUCAAGACUGACAACAUCUGAAAGUAUAGAGGUUUUGGAGAAAGAUUUAGCAAUAUUUGGGUUCUUUAUUGCUUUAGGAAGAAGUACACGGUCCUUUCUUUUAUCAAAUGGUUUCAAUACUCUAGAUGAACAAGUUGAUGAUUUUUUAAGGCAUCUCAUUGUAGGAAGUGUUGUAUAUUAUCCUGAGCUCUCGUCUGUAAGUUCAUAUCAAUUGUACGUGGAGGUAGUUUGUGAAGAGUUGGAUUGGCUUCCUUUUUAUCCUGGAAACACCAAUACUGCAAAACAGCUUCACAUGCAUAAAAGUAAACAUGAAGGUCCUCCAAAUGCUGAAGCAGUGCCCCAAGCACUAGAUAUUUGCUCUCAUUGGAUGCAGAGCUUUAUAAAAUACAGUACAUGGCUAGAGAGCCCUUCUAAUGUGAAGGCGGAUAGAUAUUUGUCAAUAGGGCACAAAAAGUUGUUGGAGUGCAUGGAAGUUAGGAUGCUAAAAGAUAAGACAUUGGAGAUCUGUGCCAACAAAACAGUUGAAAGAUCUGCAGUUCAUUCAAGUGCAAUUGUGUCAGAUUCUUUUGAUGAGGUUUUACAAAAUGUAGAAGAAGUUGUGCUAAGACUGGAGAGUUUGCUUCGAGAGUUGUAUGCAUCAAGUGCUAGUUCUAGAAAAGAAAAUUUGAAAGCAGCCUAUUCUGUUCUGGAAAAAAUACGGAAGCUCAAGAAGGAAGCUGAAUUCAUUGAGGCAUCUUUCAGAGCAAAAGCAGAUUCACUACAAGAAUCCCACAAUCCAGUUGGUGCAAAGCAAGAGUAUUUUAAAGAAAAGAGCAGAAAGAGUGCUAAUGUGGAUAGAAGCAAAAAAUACAUUGGCAAAUCUCAGGGGUUCAGAAACGACUUUGUACAGGACAAUAUUAUCGAACUGUUUACAUCAAAUGAAGAUAUCCUGGACCCAGAAGCCAGUGAUGUCCAUCGCUUUAAAAAUCUGAGAAAUGAGUUAGUUGAACUUGAGGGACGGGUUAAAAAAAGUGCUUAUGAAUCAGUAAAGGACGAUGAGUUGGGGCUUAUGGAUGAUGGUGCUGGACAUAGUGAUGAUGCUGGAGUUGUUCAGAUGGUCCAAAUUCAGAAGGAAGGAGAUAUCAUAAAAAAGUCUCUUAGCAAGCUAAAGGAAACAGGAACAGAUAUUUGGCAAGGAACUCAACUUCUAGCUAUUGACGCUGCCGCCGCCACGGUUUUAGUUAGAAGAACCAUAAUGGGAGAUGAAUUGACUGAGAAAGAGAAGAAAGCACUCAAGAGAACCUUGACUGACAUGGCUUCGGUUAUUCCAAUUGGAAUUCUAAUGCUUCUUCCGGUUACUGCUGUUGGACAUGCAGCCAUGUUGGCUGCUAUUAAGAAAUAUGUACCAGCGCUGAUACCAUCGACUUAUGCACCAGAAAGGUUGGAUAUCUUGAGGCAGCUUGAGAAAAUGAAGCAAAUGACACCUAGUGAUAUGGGAUCAGACAAGGAAGUAAAUGAAUUUAAUUAA
Vicia faba (fava bean) is the source of this 2637-nucleotide messenger RNA. Lineage: Eukaryota; Viridiplantae; Streptophyta; Magnoliopsida; Fabales; Fabaceae. The record is from the annotation of a GenBank genome assembly.